GAGCCUCAUUCAUUGGCCUGAGCUCAUGAGAUCAGGGCAACAAACAAUACCGACCAGACAGAAGAAUUAAACUAACCUUAUUUUUAACCUCUCAUUUUAGACAGGGACGUGUACACUUCAAACUAUUCCUAGAAAACCAAACAGUAUACACGCUACAAAACAAUUUAACAGCAAGUUACUUUUGAAGAGAUUUUUUUUUCUUUUUUUAUGGUUAUGGUUUUUUAGCAGCAUGACAAUGUUUGUCAUUUUUCGAGUGGUCUUUCUUCAUCUCCUCCUCAUUGUUUUUCCAUACAUCUCUUCAGCUUCAGAAAAGACAGGCUCCAACAACACUAGCAACGGGCGGAUGUUUGUAGUGUUUAAUAACAAUACAUUACCAGAUGAGCAAAGGGAGCAGAUACAAAGCAAUGUCAUUGUACUGCUGGUUCCUCUCCUCUGCCUCCUGGCCUUCAUCAUUGGGUUUCCUGCAAAUUCGCUUGCCCUCUGGGUGCUGCUCUUCCGAACCAAGAAGCUCCCUUCCAACAUCCUGCUGAUCAACCUCACCAUCUGUGAUCUCAUGUUUCUGCUGGUGUUGCCUUUUCGUAUUGUUUAUCACUUUCGGGGCAAUGACUGGACUUUUGGUGAAUCAUUCUGUCGUAUUGUGAUUGCACUAUUCUAUGGAAACAUGUAUGGUUCAGUGGUGUGCCUGGCACUUGUUGCUGUGGAUCGCUAUGUUGCUCUUGUUCACCCUUUUGGGGCCAAGACAUUGCGUAGUAACAGGAAUUCUGUGUGUAUGAGCGUAAUGGUUUGGAUAGUGAUUGCAACAGCAGCUGUGCCCUUAUUAGUCUCCAAACAAUCUUAUAAAAUAAAGGACCCUCCUAUAACAACCUGCCAUGAUGCUCUUCCACCAGAUCAACAGGAAAAGUUCUUUCUGCCUUAUUUUAUUGCCCUCUUCUCCAUCUUUUUCCUGCUUCCAUUGCUUGUAGUGGUGUUUAGUUAUGUUUCCAUCCUACGUACCCUUAUGGCUGAAGGGCAACGUUAUGCCCAUGCUGUGAGAGUGACUGUGCUGAUGUUGAUAGUGUUUGUGGUUUGUUUUUUGCCAAGCAACAUUCUUCUACUGUUGCAUUACUCAAAAUCAGACUUUAUUAAUAAUGAUCUUUACGUUCCAUACCUGAUCAGUUUGUCUCUCAGUACCUUUAACAGCUGCAUUGAUCCCUUUAUCUUUUACUAUGUGUCUAAAGACUUCAGGAAUAAGCUAUGUGAAGCUCUGAGUUGUCAUAGAUCUGAUUCAAAGUCCUCCUCAGAAACAUUUAGGUCAAACAUAACACUGAUGUCAAAGCUGAGUAGAAGCAAAGAACUUCUUAAUUGAGGAUCAGUUUGAUCAAUGACAUGAAAUUUAGGCCAUCAAAAAAUCUAGGGCUCACUAAAGCAUUAAUACUAUGUCUGUCUCACGGCAAGUCGUGUUAUAGUAAUGAAAAUUUUGAUUAAUUUAUUUGUGUUUGCUUAUUUUCAUGUCUCUGGAGACGAAUGUCGUUUUCGUCCUUCCCAGCACAAAUUUCUAUCAAUGGCUGUUUGUGUCUGUGACACGACUUUUUUUUAUCGUGUCAUUUUAUAUUUGGUUUUCUCAUCGUUGUUUUCUAUUGUUUGACCAUUGUCGCUUGGGGUUUAGAUUAGAAUCACUUUCUCCGACUUCUUAACCCAAACCCCAACUCUAACCCCAACUCCAUGUAAGAAUAGUUUUAAAAGCGGACGAAAAACAUAUAUAAAACCAAUGCAUAAAAUUACA
This is a messenger RNA of Misgurnus anguillicaudatus (oriental weatherfish), 1762 nucleotides long. Lineage: Eukaryota; Metazoa; Chordata; Actinopteri; Cypriniformes; Cobitidae. The record is from RefSeq and is a predicted model, not a curated record.